Molecule: messenger RNA, 2946 nt
Organism: Propithecus coquereli (Coquerel's sifaka)
Lineage: Eukaryota; Metazoa; Chordata; Mammalia; Primates; Indriidae
Gene: NBR1
Product: neighbor of BRCA1 gene 1
Exons: 10
Coding region: 1-1560 (519 amino acids)
Biological process (GO): macroautophagy
Cellular component (GO): phagophore assembly site
Molecular function (GO): ubiquitin binding
Source: RefSeq, a predicted model, not a curated record
AUGGACGUCUCCAGUUUAGGGGUAACGGCGGAGCUGGCAGUGAGCUGUCCUUACUGCGGCCUCCGGCAGGCGCCCCCCGGGGGCAGGAAGCUGGUGCUUCCUACUCUGCCCUUCUGUACUGUGCCAUUCUUUGCCCACAGCCUAUGCCCCUCCUACAAUAUCUGUGAAGAUUGUGAAGCGGGGCCAUAUGCCCAUGACACUAACCAUGUCCUGCUAAAGUUGCGGAGACCUGUUGCGGGUUCCUCUGAACCAUUUUCUCACUCAAAGUACUCUACUAUUCGUCUUCCUGCUGCUCUGGAACAAGUCAGGCUCCAGAAACAGGUUGAUAAGAACUUUCUUAAAGCAGAAAAGCAAAGGUUACAUGCUGAGAAGAAACAACGUAAAGCAGAGGUCAAGGAACUUAAAAAGCAGCUUAAGCUCCACAGGAAGAUUCAUCUGUGGAAUUCGAUCCAUGGACUCCAGAGCCCCAAGUCUCCUUUGGGCCGACCUGAGAACUUGCUCCAGGCUAAUACCCUGAUGCUCCCUUUGCAACCGUGUGCCCCAGUUAUGCCAAUGCUCAGUGCAGCAUUUGUGGAUGAGAAUUUGCCCGAUGGGACUCACCUUCAGCCAGGAACCAAGUUUAUCAAACACUGGAGGAUGAAAAAUACAGGAAACAUAAAGUGGAGUGCAGACACAAAGCUCAAGUUCAUGUGGGGAAACCUGACUUUGGCCUCUACAGAAAAGAAAGAUGUUUUGGUUCCCUGCCUGAAGGCCGGCCACGUAGGAGUUGUGUCUGUGGAGUUCAUCGCCCCAGCCUUGGAGGGAACAUAUACGUCCCAUUGGCGUCUUUCUCACAAAGGCCAGCAGUUUGGGCCCCGGGUCUGGUGCAGUAUCAUAGUGGAUCCUUUCCCCUCUGAAGAGAGCCCUAACAACAUUGAAAAGGCCAUGAUCGGCUCAAGCAAAGCUGAUGAUCUCACCUGCGAACAGGAGGUGAGCAUUGAUAGGCUUUGGCCCAGUAUCCCGGGGCAUUUACUUGGAGCUGGGGAGAGGGUGACUAGAAUUUGGCACUGCUGUGCUGUGUUUACUGUUCUCCACCGUUGCCAUAGGUGUCUUUUCACCUUACUUUCCAUAUUGUGUCUUUCUGAAAGGAGCCCUCCGUGUGUGCAGCAUCAUGGUUCCCCAGGAGUGGACUUACCAGUUACCAUACCAGAAGUUUCUUCAGUGUCUGGUCAGAUCAGAGGAGAGCCCAGAGGCUCAUCAGGACUUGUAAACAGCAGACAGAAGAGCUAUGACCACUCAAGGCACUACCAUGGGAGCGGCAUUGCUGGCGGGCUGGUGAAGGGGGCUUUGUCUGUUGCUGCCUCUGCAUACAAGGCCCUGUUUGCUGGGCCACCAGUCACUGCACAGCCAAUAGUUUCUGAAGAUCAAACGGCAGCCCAGAUGGCGCACCUCUUUGAAAUGGGAUUCUGUGACCGGCAGCUAAACCUAAGACUGCUGAAGAAACACAAUUACAACAUCCUGCAGGUUGUGACGGAACUUCUUCAGGUCAACAACAAUGACUGGUACAGCCACCGCUAUUGAAGAGUGACCUUGUAUUAAAUAAGUCUGCCUGCUGCUCAGAGAUGAUCUGUAUUCUGUCAUUGGGGUGUGGAGUAGAAGCCCUUGCUUGUUUUUUAAUCUGAUGAAUCUGUAUAGAGCCCAUCUUUGAAUUAUCAAGACAAUACCUGUCACAGUAUUUUUGGGAGCAAAUCAAAGACCAGAACUUAAACUUUCACUUUAGACAUUGGAUGAAUAGUAGGAAGAUAGUUUUUCAAUUGAUUUGGUUAAAAGUCCUUUCUUCAUUUUAAUGCAUUGAAGAGUGUAACUUGAACUUCCUGUAGAACCAUUUUUUUCUGUUUUUAUUGAAGUUGAGUAUUUCUCUUUGGUUAAUGUGGAUGUUUAAUGGGAAUAUCUGUUAAUUGUCAGGUUUUAAAAGAAAUUAACCUUGGAGGUUGUUUUCAAGAAUUAUUCUCAAUUUCUGUAACCUACCCCAAGCCUCAUAGCUAUAUGACAUUGAAAUGACACCCAGAGCGUGAUAGGAACUUUGCUACUCUUCCUUUCCCAAGGAGAAAGUCAUUUCCCUGCAAGACUUAGUAAAUGGCACUGCUGCUUCCUAAAGACUCCUUUGGUGCAUUGAAGAGUAUCCAACUUCUUGGGAUCUCUGCAUUUCAGUGAAAGGAGGGAAGGGUGUGCUAAUUAAUCCACCAGCACCUAUUGAUUGGUGUCUAUACAGUAAUUUUGCAUACAUUUUUAUUUAAGGGAAAAAAUUUAGGUAGUGUGAAAUAUUUUGCUAAUUCUGUAGAGAAGGAAAAAAUUCUUCUAUUAUUAAAGGGAAAAGUAAAUUUAACAGUUACCGUUUUUCUUAAUGUCAGGGCAGAUCUUAUUUUACAGUAGAGUGGGGGAAAUAGAAACAUGUGGAAAGUGAAAGGCAGGCUCCUGAAUUAAUCUUAGUAAAGUUGAGGGUGGGCAAGUGAGUGUGUGUGAGGCAUAGGAAAUGCUGAUGACUUCUUGAAUGUUCGAAAUCCGUUCAGAGGUAUGUAGCCCUAGAGAGCCUAGAACAGGAAGAGGCAGUAGGUGUUUUGCAAAACUUGGAUGGGGGCAAACUCCCUGAAAAAGUUUUGGUUUAACCCCAGGAUGAGUGGGAAAGAGCUUGCUUCCAGGGGCCCAGGUGCUCACUUUGUUUACAGAAGGGAGUCUUGGGUACAAUUGGUGAAGGAAGGUAACAAAACACGCUAAAGAUUUUAUCUAUGACUUCCAGAAAAGGAAGAAUCUGAACCCCAGCCCGAAAGUGGGAAGGAUAAAGUAGUAUUAUUUAACCUGGUUGGUAUUUAUAAUGAAUGGUGAUUUUAAUUAGUCAUUAGCUGUAAUGAUGUUUAUUUGCAGUAUAACUCUUGAAUGCUACUUAAUAAACCAAGAUUCAGACUGCAA